Molecule: messenger RNA, 3486 nt
Organism: Myotis brandtii (Brandt's bat)
Lineage: Eukaryota; Metazoa; Chordata; Mammalia; Chiroptera; Vespertilionidae
Gene: TNFSF8
Product: tumor necrosis factor (ligand) superfamily, member 8
Exons: 4
Coding region: 293-994 (233 amino acids)
Biological process (GO): CD8-positive, alpha-beta T cell differentiation; immune response
Cellular component (GO): membrane
Molecular function (GO): tumor necrosis factor receptor binding
Source: RefSeq, a predicted model, not a curated record
AACCGUCAUUUUCCUACUUGCCCUCUGACAUCAGCCACCUCCUGAGUCGCUGCAGUGUGUCUGCGCUCAACCUAAUCCCUGGCGAUGAAAAAUGAGCCUCUCCCCCACUCAUGCUGCUGCCUUGCGCCUCACGCCCCCAGAGAAGAGUUUCUUUGUGAGGCAGCUGGUGAAGGUUUUUUUCCAAGUCACAUGAUCCAGGAUGCAGGGGAGAAUCCUUCUUGGAACCGAGAUGGGCCCAGAACCGGAGCAGAUGAGGAGCGAUAAGGUGUGAUGUGGGGAAGACUAUAUAAGAAUGGGCCCCAGGCUGCAGCGAGCACUCCACCGAGUGGCCCCUUCUCAAGACACAGCCAUGCACGAGCCAGCAGGCUCCGUCGCCAGCCACUGGGGGACCACGAGCCGAAGUUACUUCUGCUUCACCACUGCCACGCUGGCUGUGUGUCUCGUCUUUGCUGUGGCGACCAUCAUGGUGCUGGUGGUUCAGAAGUCGGACUCCAUUCCAACUCCCCCAGGAAAAUUCCCCCUUAAAGGAGGAAACUGCUCAGAGGACAUCUUAUGUAUCCUGCAGAGGGCUCCGUUCAAGAAGUCAUGGGCCUACCUCCAAGUGUCAAAGCACAUAAACAAAACCAAGUUGUCUUGGAACCAAGAUGGCAUUGUCCAUGGACUCAGAUAUCAGGAUGGGAACCUGGUGAUCCAGUUCCCAGGUUGGUACUUCAUUAUUUGCCAACUGCAGUUUCUGGUGGAAUGCCCAGAACAUUCUGUCGACCUAAAAUUGGAACUUCUCAUCAACCAAGAUGUCAAAAGGCAGACUUUGGUGACAGUGUGCGAGUCUGGAGUACAAACCAAAAACAUAUACCAGAACCUCUCUCAGUUCCUGCUGGAGCACCUCCAGGUCAAUACCACCAUCUCGGUCAAGGUGGAUAAGUUCCAGUAUGUGGAUACAAACACCUUUCCUCUUGAGAAUGUACUAUCCAUCUUCUUAUACAGUUCAGACUGAACUCUUUCUCCUGGCCUCUACCAUACAGCACCUCAUCCAUCCAAACACUUGGGCAAAAAGGAAACUAGACCAAGACUGAAACCACAAAGGGUAUUACAUAGUAUGCUUCUCCUUCUGUCUGUUGGAAAGAUACAGCUCCAGGGUUAAAAAGAGAGUUUUGAGUGAAGUGUCUUUCAGAGAGAAGGCAAGGAAGGAAUGUCGUGUGGUGGACAGAGCCCCCAAAGGGAAUCAGAAGGGAUGGAUGUAUGUUCCAACCACUAACUCACUGUAUGACCUGGACCUAUUCCUUUCCCCUCCUUGGAACUCAGGAUCCACGUCUGAAAAAUGAAGGGGCUGGAUUCGAAUCUCUCCAAAGUCUCCUCCAUCUCAGAAGACCAGCCUCUCUCAUCACAGACCUGGGAACUAAGAUUCCAGACAGCGUUCUGGAAGCCCCCAACCAAAGGGAAGGCCCCCCCACCAAUGUGAAACCAAUGGUACUGGCAGCAUCUGGCUGCACACCACCUCAGCAGAGUCAGAAUUUGGAGACAAAAUUCAGGGCACCUGCCAAAUGGUGUGAAUUGUAGGACCUAAAAUGCAUAAGAAAGGAUUGCCAAACUGACCACCCAGAACCGAAGAGGCCUUGUGGAUAUUUGGGAAACCAUCUGACCAGGCUUGACUCCAUUCCAGUUAAGAUGGACAAGAACUCACCAACAGAGAGUUUCUGUUUCCUGUCAGAAAAGUGCUAUGCCUUCAGCACACUCUCAAAUCAUAGUGCAAUGGGCAGGAGAUGCAAUCAUUUGGUCAGGGCAUAGCUGCUGCCAUCUCCCACAUGAUCUCAUCCUGCUCCCUGCUUCAAACACCUCUCAGAAAAUCAUUUCUGUGAGAGCUUUUAAGGCCCCACAAAGUUGUUGACAGACAAUGACAACCUUGGAAAUGGUUGAAUAUUAUGAGCAAAUGACACAAUCUAUGGUUGUAAAGAACUUCUCUGCACAAUGACAACCUCGUCUCCUGAUUUGGAUAACCAGGAGAUUCUCUAGCUCCAUCAAUCCUUACAACUGUCCAUCAUCUCUGAAGCAGCAUCUUAUUGUUUGAAAGUUCCACUGGACUUAAAGUGUAAGCUGCUGAGGUUAUUCCUCAGAAAGAAAAGGGGCUCUUAACUGCUACACAAAAGAAUGAAACAAAAUUUGCAUGUUUCUCAAGAAGGAGGAGAGAAAAGAAAGGUGUCAAAAUUCAGGAAAGUUUGUCAAAGUUUAGAAAAGUUCUAAAAGAAGGGGAAAAAAUCAGCAGGGGUGGUAUGGAUGAGAAGGACUUGGGAGAACAGAAAAGACUAAAGGGAAAUUUUAAGUCCUUUGCUGAACAGCAUGCUCUGUUGCCUCCUCCUAGGUCAGUGAAAUACUCAGUAAAAGUCUACAUUUCUCUUAAAUGCUUCUGUGAGUAGAUUCUUGGGGAGCAGGGCGCAUUGGAAGAGGUGUUGCACUCAGCAAGACAAGAGAUACGUGAUAAUAACACAGACAGGUUUUGAGGGCCAAAAGCUAGAGAAUAAGGUGGCCUGUGGGCAUUUGAGUUCUACCCUAACUCUGUAAGACAAAUGAAUCUUGCUUUAAACCAAGUCAUUCAUGCAUUCCUGGAAAGGUAUCUGCAACCUAAGCAAAUGUCAACGAAGCAAUUUUUUACUGUUUCAUAUUCCAACUCGAGAAAGGUUUCAUUUGCACUUUUCACCAACCAUCCUCUGAGCAGAGGUGCCUCACUUUGACAUUGUGAGUGAUUCUCAAUAUUAGUCUCUAUCAAGCAAUACUCUGAAAGCCAACAGCUGAAGACAUAGGGAGCACAGCUUAAAAGGAAUCUUGUAGCAAGACAAAAUAAUAAGAGAAUAAUCUUUAGUAAUUCACCUGAUAUGUAGGGGGUGGACAACCUAAGAAGUUCAAAACUAAAUUCUGUUACUCUCUGAGGGUUAACCAGCCCCCUGGGAAUAUUAUGAGCAAAUGACACAAUCUAUGCAAAUAAAAUAAAUGAUUUUUGUAACUGGGAAUUCAGGCUACCUGAAACAUAUAUCUCUUUGGUAAAAACUCAACUGCCCAAUACAUACAUACAUACAUACAUACAAACACACACACACACACACACACACACUAUACUUGUAAAACUUGUAGAGGAGGAUGAGUUGAUAAAAAAGUAACAAGUCAAUGAAGACUAACUGUAUUCCUGCCCUCGGGAAAAUUCAUACCACUGAUUAUUCUGACACAAGGCAAGAGCCUUUCAGUCAAGAAGAUACACUAGUCAUUUGUAUCAUCUCUGGAAAGAUCCUGAGAGAUAAGCAGAGCCAACGUUUGAAAGGAAGUCCAGUGAAAGGCAGGGGCUUGUCAAGUCCUUACACAUGAUUAGUAGCAGAGCCAGGAAUGGAGUCCAGCCUCCUGUCUCCACUAUUUCCCAUUGGGCUUUAUUGGUCCCCUCCACAGCCUUUCUUUAAAAAAAAAAUUAUAUAUGUCUCAGAGAGGAAGGGAGAGGGAGAGAGA